GUGGGAGGGGCGUCCAGCGCGCGCAUGCGCACUUUCUCGGCGGAGAACGGCGGCGGCGAGAGUCGUCGCCGGGUCCAAACGGGUGCCAUGUCGGGCCGGUCGGUGCGGGCCGAGACCCGGAGCCGCGCCAAGGAUGACAUCAAAAAAGUCAUGGCGGCUAUCGAGCGCGUCCGCAAGUGGGAGAAGAAGUGGGUGACGGUGGGGGACACCUCCCUGCGGAUAUUCAAGUGGGUCCCUGUGACGGACAGCAAAGAGAAAGAGAAAUCUAAGUCCGGCGGAGGCCCUGUCCGGGAGGCCAACGGAUUUCCGACCGAAGCGACGGCCAACUCUUCCCUCCUCUUGGAGUUCCAAGAUGAGAAUAGCAACCAGAGUUCCCUCUCGGACACCUUCCAGCUCAAGCCGGACAGCAGCCCGGCCUCCAGCCCCCAGCAGAGUGAGUCCAUGAGCCCCAGCCAUGCCUCUGACUUCCGGACGGAUGACUCGCAGCCGCCCACACUGGGCCAGGAGCCUCUGGAAGAGCCCAGUGUUCCUUCCACGGAGGUCGCUGAUGAGCCGCCCACCCUGACCAAGGAGGAGCCGGUUCCGCCUGAGAUGCAGGAACCCAAACUGGAGGAGGACACCGGGGCGCCGCCACUCAAGAAGUUUUGUCCUGAGCAGAAUGCCGUGUCCCAACCGGCCCCUGAGAGCUAGCUGGCCCCUCGCCGCCUCUGCUGUGCGAUGGGGCCCCAAACGCCAGCCCUUUUUGGUCUCUCCUUCUGUGGGACCUCCAAGAUCCGCUCUUCCUUCCUUCCUUCCUUCCUUCCUUCCUUCCUUCCUUCCUUCCUUCCUUCCUUCCUUCCUUCCUUCCUUCCCUCCGCUGUGGCCUGUGCAAUAAUCCCCCCUUUUGCCCCAACCCCUUGCACGCUGGAGGAACGGGGCCCCGGGGCCUCUGUUGUCUUGCUCUUUCUCCCUCCUCUUCUUCCUGGGGUGUCUGUCUGGUGGGGGGUCCUUCGAAGGAAGACGAGGUACGAUAGCACUUAACCAGGUGCCCCUGAGGGUCCCGAUUCCCCCCUCCAAUGCUUCCUUAUUGGGGGGAACGCAAGGACUUGAUGGGCGACCGGCUGGGAUGCAGUGCAAUAGUUUGUGGGGUGAAGCCAUUCGCGCCGGGAGGAGCCACGACUCCGUUGCCAUCUCCUCUUGGCAAAGGAGCCGGAAGGCGGGCAAUAUGGUGGGGAGCGGAAAACGCCAGCGUGGCCCAAUCUGACCCAGCUGGGCAGCAAAUCCAUGCCGCAAUUUGACUUGCUUUGAAGGCGUUCUCCAAGUCGCUGUGGCUGCUUAGGGAUGGAAUUUCCCUAGGAAGCAAAGGGAACCAACAUGGUGUCAGCCCUCUAUCAGGAUCGAAUUUGGGAAUUCCGAGAACUCCCUUAAAGCCAGUGUGAAAACCUGGAGCGGAUCUGUUGCCCGACUGACCUGGGAGCCGGCCGCCAUUGCCUCUGCCGCCUUCCCCUUCCGCCUGGCCUCCCCCCGGGACGCAAAAGAGAUAUUUUAGCACUGAAGAGAAUAUUUUUAAAAUUAAAGUAUUUCAACUAGAAGGUGUCUGAGAGACUGCGUUUGUGGUGGGAGGGUGGGAUCGGGAGCGAGACGAGGACAAAAGAUGAAAGUGUGCGUGCCCACAGAGAUUGCGGACUAGAAUCCUUACUGUUACCAUUAUUGUAUUUAUUUAUUUCAUACUUUACAAUAUUAAAAUUAAUUAUUAAAGGUAAAGAUUUCCCCUGA
Anolis carolinensis (green anole) is the source of this 1755-nucleotide messenger RNA. It is a transcript of the gene bcl7b, whose product is annotated as BAF chromatin remodeling complex subunit BCL7B. NCBI's taxonomy places the organism in Eukaryota, Metazoa, Chordata, Lepidosauria, Squamata, Anolidae. The record is from RefSeq and is a predicted model, not a curated record. The transcript has 6 exons. The coding region runs from base 25 to 690 and encodes 221 amino acids.